Molecule: messenger RNA, 3047 nt
Organism: Esox lucius (northern pike)
Lineage: Eukaryota; Metazoa; Chordata; Actinopteri; Esociformes; Esocidae
Product: transmembrane protein 100
Exons: 2
Coding region: 424-834 (136 amino acids)
Biological process (GO): cellular response to BMP stimulus
Source: RefSeq, a predicted model, not a curated record
UACUGAAUGACACCCAUCACCACUCAUAAGCUCCUCCUUCUCCCCCUCUCAGUCUUUUUAAACCGGCCGUGGAAACACAAAACACAACGUGCUGCGGUCACCGUGAGGACGGACACUGACGGACACAACAAAGAACAUACACGCAUUCACACAGACACACACCACAUCGCGCGACACACACACACACACACAUCCAGAGUAAGUGUUUCCUCUCGAUGCAUGCAAAAGCCAGUCCUCCUAUCUCAUCAGACAAAUGCUGACCCCAGAAAACAACAACAACAUUAUAAACAACAACAAUAAUAACAACGGAGGACCUAGAAGCAGCAGCAGCCCCAGCAGCAGCAGAAAGAAAAGAACCUUGAGGGGAACCAGCAGAGGAACCCCACCGUAGUCCACUUUUGUCCCCAGGACUGCAGGUCCGAGAUGGGCUGCUCCUCAGGACGACAGCCCCCUGCCUCGGUGCUUCACCCAGACCUUGACUGUGGCGGCAGCCUGCCCCCAGAGUCCCCCAAUGGGGGGGGGCUGGUCUUACCCCCAGAGUCUCUCUCCACACUGGAGCACCUAGCCCAGGCCACCGGCGGCACGGAGAAGUCCUGGUACCGCUGUGUGUUCCCAUUUGGUGUGAUCUCCCUGGUGAUCGGGGUGGCCGGGACAGGCGUCACCUUCAUGUACAACACCCCGGACCUCCACCAGACCAAGGUGGUGUCCAUGGUGCUGCUGGUGAUGGGACUGCUCAUGCUCACGACGGCCGCCAUCUGCUGGAGGGUCCACCGGCUGAAGAGGAGGAAGAAGAAGGAGGGAGGAUUCUUCUGCUCCGAACAGGGAACUUUGUGAGAUCCGGAGAAAUGAUUUGAGUGGCGGAGGAAUGCAGGGACGGAUGGUUACAGAGACACACGUGGACGAGUCUGCAAACGCGACCGCCGAUCAACCUGGCACACGUUUCACGCAGCGUGCCACAAGAGCUCACAGGGUCGGAGUGGCGCUGGAAAGGUUCCUCUUCCUCUGACUUGGUUGUCUUGCCUCCUCAGAGGGGUCAGCUCACGGGUUCUCAGUGGACCCUGCUAAACUUUGGAUGACCCACCCGAGGUGGCUCGAUUCCCAGACUUUGGAUGAGUACCAAAUGGCGCCCCCUAACCUUUAAGUUGUCUGCCUCCCUAUUUCCUACGUUGUGGAUUGAGGUCUGGGGAAUAUAGGGUUCCAUUUUGGAAGCAGCCGUUGUGCUCACUCUUUUCAUUCAAAGUCAUUAAUCUCUGCUUUUCACAUCGGAAAGCUUAGCAGUGUUUCUAGAGAAGAGGACACCACCGGACGUGCCUGCGAAUGAGCUGAGAUGUUUACUUUUCAUCAAUGUUCUUGUUACUGUGCUAGUUAUACAUUUAUUUAUUUGAGUGUUUGUGUGUGCGCGUGCGUGUGUGUGUGUGUGUGUGUACAAAUAUGCACUUUGAACUGGUAUGAAUUAACAACUGGUUUGACAUAAUGACAUCACCAUGCAACAAGACAUCUUUAACUUUGUCUUCUUUGAAAUGCUCUUUGCAUUUGAUAUGACAUUCAUGUUUGCUGCACCCGGACAUACUGAGGUUUAUUGACUUUCAAGUAAUUCAGACGACAUUCCUAUCAUAGAACAUAUCACUGGCUGACCUUGGUCAAAUGCAACAUGUUGAUUUAGUUUAGCCUGGCGCAAUUUAACCAAUGUAAUUGUCCAAAAGUAUAAAAGUAUAACAAGUACUCCUUCAAUACUUGACCGUUUGUUUUUCCUGUGUUUGAUUCUUCUAUGUACAAUUGUGUCUUAGCACGUAUAUUGCCACGUUUUGCAAUGAAUGUAGCACUUUCGAUGACUAUCAAUAUGUAUUCAUGUCUAUAUAUAUAUACGUUUAUAAAAAUGUCUAUAUAGAUAUAUACGUUUAUUUAAAAAAAAAAAGUUAACUAGAACAACGUUUUAUUUUUCACUGUAAUGAAUAAGAAAGAUAUAUUCCAUAAGAAUUCUGUUGAAUAGAUUCAUCAAGCGACCCAAAAUGGCUCCCCUUUUCCCUACAGAGUGCCCGGCCCAAUUGGUACUUUCCCGACGGAAAUGCAGUCAGCUGUGUAUUAGGAUGUGAUUUGCAACUAUAUCUCAUGUUCGACAGUAGUGGUUCAAACCUCUCCAGGGAACCGUCAGCAGCUACAUGUGUUAGAUAUAUAUUUCAGAGCUAGCCCGUCCGAACCCUUUCAUCAGCGAACCACCAGGCCCUUGUCUGCUUCAUACAGGUUAGCUGGGGCUUCAGUUCUCAGAUGUUUGGAGGUUCCUCUGAGAGGUUUGAGAACCGCUGUUCUACAGUGUAGACAAGUUGUGUGCAGCUAGCUGUCAGUCAGUCGAACCUUGCAUCUGCAGGCCCGGCUUUUUAUUCAGUGCCUUUCUUUCAAAAUCAAUAUAUCGCUGUAAUGGAUUCACUUAAGAUGCUCGAUUGUCUUACCACUUAGUUGCCACAUUUUGCAAUUAAGGUAGCUUUUUCAAUGACUGUAUAUUAAUGUCGAUAUCUAUAUAUAUAUAUAUGACGAUUUACAGUAUUUGUAGAUUAUAGGGAAGUGUGUACAGUACUGUAUUAGAGCAUAUUUAUUUUGUGCCUGUCCACACAAGCAGUCCAGUCUGUGAUACUGUACCGGUUUUAGAGCAGCUGAAGAAAAGUAGAUGUCUGCUUUUAGAUGUGUGUGUGUGUAUUUAUAUAUAUAUUGGGUGUGCAUGUGUGUAUGCAGUAUCCCUUAUGAAAGGGGGAAAUGUAUGGGCUAUGUAACGAGUGCAUCAUGACACACUUCAGAUCAAACAGCAUCAGUCCCUUUGAAGGAAAAAUAAUUAGGAUGGAUGGUUUAGGAAUACCUGAGAUUAGGAAUACACUGAUUUCAGAUCAGUCCCAAUGACAUGCUGUUUUCCACUUCAGAGUUGUGCCUAAUGUUAAAUAUGUUAUGUGUGUGUGAUUGUGCAUUGCUCCAAAAUGUCCACAUGAAUUGUAUAUCUUUGUAUCUGUACUGUUAAUAUGGUUGACAAAUUCUGUAUUAAAUGCAAGAUUUUAAUGUGA